AUGGAAUUUACAGAGGCUUACAAGCAGACGGGACCUUGCUGUUUCUCCCCAAACUCUCGUUACGUCGCCGUCGCCAAUGAUUAUCGUCUCGUGAUCCGAGAUACUUUUUCGUUCCAGGUUGUGCAAUUGUUUUCUUGCUUAGAUAAGAUAAGCUACAUAGAAUGGGCCCUUGACUCUGAGUACAUUCUUUGUGGCCUCUACAAAAAGCCGAUGAUUCAAGCUUGGUCAUUGACACAACCAGAAUGGACUUGCAAGAUUGAUGAAGGUCCUGCUGGUAUUUCAUACACUAGGUGGAGCCCAGACAGCCGCCAUAUACUCACAACCUCGGAGUUUCAGCUGCGGUUAACAGUUUGGUCCCUCCUGAACACGGCGUGUGUUCAUGUUCAAUGGCCAAAGCAUGGCUCCAAGGGAGUUUCGUUCAAUCAAGACGGGAAGUUUGCAGCAAUCUGUACACGGCGUGAUUGCAAGGACUACGUAAACCUCUUGUCUUGUCAAUCAUGGGAGAUUAUGGGUAGCUUCGCUGUUGACACCUUGGACUUGGCUGAUCUUGAGUGGUCACCUGAUGAUAGUUCUAUUGUAGUCUGGGAUUCGCCUCUUGAAUACAAAGUUCUAAUAUAUUCUCCAGAUGGUAGGUGUCUAUUUAAGUAUCAGGCAUAUGAAUGUGGACUUGGUGUGAAGACUGUUUCCUGGUCUCCAUGUGGUCAGUUUCUUGCCAUUGGUAGCUACGACCAGAUGUUACGGGUCCUGAAUCACCUUACUUGGAAAACAUUUGCUGAGUUUUUACACCUAUCUACGGUUCGUGCGCCCUGUUGUGCUGCUAUUUUCAAGGAAAUCGAUGAACCCUUGCAGCUCGAUAUGUCUGAGUUAUCGUUGGAUGACAACUUUAUGCCAAGCAAUUAUGAUGGUUCGGAAGGCUAUAUUAGUGUCAGGUAUGACGUCAUGGAAUUACCGGUGGCUUUGCCUUUCCAGAAACCUCUCGCAGACAAGCCUAACCCAAAACAAGGAGUUGCAAACGACAGUGUUUGGCUUGGAGUCAGGACUCCCAGUCAUGCUCUGUUUCUAUGGGCGAGUGGGUCUGAAUUGACAACAGUCCUGGAAUCUGAUCACAUGCCCAACAAGUUCAUCCGCAAACAGCUAAAGGCAAGAGUUGGCCAAAGUGAUACCAGCAAUGGAUCAGAUAAGCUAUGGCGGAGAGUGAGAUUGUUCCGGAUUUACUACAACCUUAGUGUUCGAGUAGGCCAGAAGGUGGAGAGGACAAUCCCUGGUUUCAACACUAUAAUGGAAAAAGUCCAGAAAGAUUAUGACGCUCGGAGGAUGAAGCGCAGGGAGGAGGAGAUGAGAGAGGAUGGGUUGAUGCAUAAUUGCGGG
Molecule: messenger RNA, 1368 nt
Organism: Thlaspi arvense
Lineage: Eukaryota; Viridiplantae; Streptophyta; Magnoliopsida; Brassicales; Brassicaceae
Source: the annotation of a GenBank genome assembly